CACUGAAGGUGUCAGUUGGGCUCCCGACGGUCCUACUCUCUAGUUCUCAUCAGCUAACACAACUCUCAGCGAUUUGACGCAAAUUUCAAACGUCAGGAAAAGACUCUCUGAAGGAAUAAAGAAAUCUUAUAAACUGUUAAGGAGCCUAUACUUAAAAUAAACUUUUGAUCCAAGGGCAACCGACAACCGACAGGAUGCUGGCACUGCCUCUGCUGACCAUGGCAAUCCUCGCCAGCUGCGGCUACUCCGUGGACGCCUACUCGAAGUACGGCCGUGGAUGCGGGGACAUUGGCUGCCUGCCCACCGAGGAGUGCGUCAUCACCAGCGACUCGUGCAGCUACAACCAGCGGGACGGCAAGGAUUGCGGCAACUAUCCCACCUGCAAGCGGCGCUCCGGCGGAGGAUCGUCCGCCUCGAACAGCAGCCCCAAUUUGGCCACUCCCUCGGCCAAUCCGUCAGAGGUGAGCCAUAACGCAUACGCCCCGAAUGCCCCGCUGCCGGAAGCGGAUGCGAGCGGUGGUGCUGGCUACGGCGGUGCUGCGAGCGGUGGCAACGGCGGAUACGGUGGUGGCUUCUCGGCUGGCGGCCACUCCCUCUACCCAUCUCUACCCAACUCAAAUGGCGGCGCCGGCGGCGGUGGCGGCAAUGGUGGUGGUGCAGCGGCCUAUAAUCCGUAUGGAGGCGGCGGCGGCGGCGGUGGUGGUGGCUACAAUCCCUACAACGGCGGCUAUCAACCACCGGCCAACAAUGGUGGCUACCAGCCCCCCGGCGGCUAUCAACCCCAAGCUCCUGGCGGCUAUCAACCCCGACCUGGCUACACGCCACCCGCCCCGGGCUACGAGAACAACGGUGGUGGUGGCCAGAAGCCCAAGGACAAGGAGGGCGGCUUCUUCUCCAACUUCUUCUCGAAUCCGGCGGUGAGUCAAGCGGUGUCCGGUAUCAUUGCAGGCCAGAUAGCCAAGCAGCUGCAGGGCGGAGGCGCCGGUGGAGCCGGCGGUAAUGGCCAGCAGUCCGGUGGCUAUCAGCCCAGCGGUGGCUACGGCGGUGGACCGUCUGGCGGCUACGGCGGCGGCGGCGGCGGUGGAAGUGGUUCCUCCGGCAGCAACAUCCUCGGCGGACUCCUCGGCUCCGUUUUGUCUGGCGGUGGUGCGAAUGCUGGAGGCGGAGGAGGAGGCGGCGGUGCUGGCAGCUUCCUGGGCAGCCUGCUCAGCGGUGGAAACUCCAACAGGGGAAGCAGCCAAGGAAGCGGCGGAUCUGGCGGACUGGGCGACCUCUUCAGCUCGAAGAACUUCGGCGGCCUCUUCAGCGAGAACCCAUCCUCCCGAGGAGGCGGUGGUGGCUCCUCCGAUGGCUACUCCUCGCAAGGCGGAGCCAAGAGCUAUCCCACCCAGGCGCCGGGCAACUAUUAUGGUUAAACAAGCCCCACUUUUUGCGGCGGAGAAAGUCUCCCCCUUUUAAAUACACAAGUUUUUUUUUUUUCGUUCUUUGGCAUUGUAAUCAAAUGAAGAACUUUCAACGAAAUUUACUGAAACAAUAUUGAAAUAUUUAAGCAUAUUAUACGCAACUAUAAAUGACGAUUAUACAAAUACAAUACAUAUAUACAAGCAUAUAUACCCGAUAAUUGAGAAAGCUGUCACAUGUAAUUUGAGAUACCGUGCGUGUAGAAUCACCAUUCGGAGUUCAUUUGUAAAUAGAGAAAAACUUGAAAUUGAAAUUGAACCAGAUAAAAUACGUAAAAAUUUAAAGCCA
Messenger RNA from Drosophila ficusphila, 1749 nucleotides. It is a transcript of the gene Mnr, whose product is annotated as glycine-rich protein DOT1. The record is from RefSeq and is a predicted model, not a curated record. The coding region runs from base 195 to 1415 and encodes 406 amino acids. The transcript is spliced from 6 exons. NCBI's taxonomy places the organism in Eukaryota, Metazoa, Arthropoda, Insecta, Diptera, Drosophilidae.